GAGCGUGCGCCAUUUUCCUGUCCGAGGAACAACUAACAACGAGACAGCAUUGUUGAACAUCGCUCUGUUGGCCGAAAUGGCAGUGUAAAAGUGUGCCGCGACCCAGCCGCCAACAAAACAGUGCAUCCAGCCAGUGCACUGAGUCACUUCUAAUUCAGCAAAAAUGUCGUCCUACGUGGAAACCCUCACCACUGCUGCAUUCGACAGCAUAAAAGAGUUCGAGACUUACCUAUCAUCGUCACGCACUCCCUUCGUGACCAACAACAGCCACUAUGACCAUGAUGAUGACAAACUCACUGUUUGGCCUGGAAGACAUGGAGGACCUUCUCUGGAGGCCUUCCUCUCCCAUGGCUGACCCCAUGGACCUCCUAUCUGUUCUCCCUGACCAAGAAGAACUACAGGAAAGAGGAGGAACCUCAUUGGAGGGGGACACUUCACCUGUGUCACCCCUCACCUCCUCAUCGCUGUCUUCUUCCUCCUCUCCUCCUCCCUUCUACUCUCCUCCUCCCUCGCCGCCGGCCGUCCUCCUCCGGGGGGACAAGGUCGGGACUGAGUCUGACCUGCUCUCCCUCCCCUGGUUGGGCCACCCUGGUCAGCUGAGACAGACCGUCUCAGAUGACGGCAAAGAGGAUAUGUUCGGUGACCUGGACUGGAUGGCUGAGAGGGUGGAUCUGAGCGAGUUUGACCUGGACUCUCUGAUUGGCUCCUGCAGUCCUGCUGAAGAGUCCCCCGGCUCUCCAGAAGACCUCUUAGCCUCCCUGGAUUGCCCCAUGGAGCUUGACUCCCUCCCAGUGCCCGCUCUCUCAACCCCUGUGCUCUCAAGCGUUCCCUCUGCUUCUCUUCCAAGCAUACCUACCCCUCCCCCUCCUCCCACUGUCUGCUCAGAGCCCUCUGUCAUUGCAGAGGAUGAGCCUGAAUGCUACAUUACUGAACAGAAUGUCCCGUCCCCUCCCCUGUGCGUCCCAGAGCCACAAGAGGAGCUGGAAAUCAAGUCUGAGCCUGCUUCUCCAGACCCGUUGUCCCACAUUGUUGAUUCUCCCUCCUCCCCAGCCGACACCCUGGACCUGGGCAGUGAAGUUGAUGUCUUGGAGAGCGAGGUGAAGCCAGUGGUGGCAAAUGUCGUCCCCCAGGUCCAGAGGCUUGUACUCUCCCUUUCACCAACCCGCAUUGUCCUCGUGCUGGCUCCUAAAGAGGAAGUCGCAAUCACUACCACCACUGUAGGCACCACAUCAGAGGUCAUCCGUUCCUCCCCUCCACCAAGGUCCUCCAGAAGCAGACCAUACCCUGAGCCCACAUGUAAAGCUAAUCCACCCUCUCCCAGUGCCACCAGUGUCAAAGUCAAGUCCCUCCGGGGUGCAAGUGGAGAGGAGAAGGUAGCUUUGAAGACUUCAAAGACCAAGAAACUGAAGAAGAUGGAGCAGAAUAAGACGGCCGCCACACGUUACCGGCAGAAGAAGAAAUCUGAGCAGGAAGCACUUCUUGAAGAGCACGCACAGCUGGAGAGGAAGAACAUGGAGCUGACGGAGAAGGCUGAAUCCAUGGCCAGGGAGAUCGAGUAUCUCAAAGAGCUGAUGGAGGAGGUUCGGCUGGCCAGGACCAAAAAAGGUCUCAGUGCUGACCCCUAGUGGUUGAACUUGACAAUGACAUGAUGUGGGUACAAAAAAAAGUGAAAACUGAGGGUGGGGUCAGCUGAUUUUGAUUUACUUCAUGCAAACAAGUAUCAGUACCGAUGUUUGUUAGAACAUCCCCUUUUUAAAUAUCUAACUAUGGUAUUAAAUAUAGAAUACAUUUACAGUAGUUUUAUGCAAACAAUUCCACUCAGUAUAUAAACCUGUGUGCUUUUAUCUUGUAAUGUUUCUACAUUGUUCCUAUCUCUGGACCUCAGUAAUGUGCCAGUAAGAUGUAUUUUUAGCAUUUUAAUAUUUGUGUAUUGUAGUAUAACCGGACCAUCUGUAUUAUGAAUCUCUUAAUAAAGAGUCUUAAACCUGA
Chelmon rostratus (copperband butterflyfish) is the source of this 1989-nucleotide messenger RNA. It is a transcript of the gene atf4b, whose product is annotated as activating transcription factor 4b. Gene Ontology annotation, cellular component: ATF4-CREB1 transcription factor complex; nucleus; ATF1-ATF4 transcription factor complex. The transcript has 3 exons. Lineage: Eukaryota; Metazoa; Chordata; Actinopteri; Chaetodontiformes; Chaetodontidae. The record is from RefSeq and is a predicted model, not a curated record. The coding region runs from base 273 to 1625 and encodes 450 amino acids. Gene Ontology annotation, biological process: regulation of transcription by RNA polymerase II. Gene Ontology annotation, molecular function: DNA-binding transcription activator activity, RNA polymerase II-specific; RNA polymerase II transcription regulatory region sequence-specific DNA binding.